GCCUAUUUAGCUUUAUGAUUUGAUAGUUUAAUCUUUAUUUUUCAUUGUUUGCUUUUCUUGGGUAGUUGCCUUCUGUUUAGUUACAAAAGUAGGUCCAGUGUGCCCCUUCAUCUCCUCUCUAGCCUUGUUUGUUAACUGAUUUUUCAUUCUGCCAGGAAUAAAAUAUUUGGUUUGAGAAAGUAUUGUUUCAUUAUUCUGCAAUCUUUACCUUUCAGAACCUUUCUGUUCAUGCAAACCUGGUCUCCUCUCAUAUCAUAUCUACCCCUUUUUUUGAUGAAUUCAGAUUGGUCUUGAAGUACCAAUAUAUUAUGAAAAGCUGUGGGUCUUGUGGAUACCCUUUGAACUUAACAUCUUCCAAUCGAAUCACUUCCAACAUAGGUUCUGAAUAUCACAAAUCCAUAAAGAAAGGUUUUAUCUCCUUCCUGUCUGUUGAUCUUAGCCGGUUCACGCAGGUUGAUGAGGUAAAUUGUCUUCCUUUCUACUGGGGCCGCUAUCGUUCAAAAACUAAACUUCUUUGCCGUAAAUGUGGAGUUCAUAUAGGUUAUGGUUAUGGCGAUUCUCCUGCUCUCUGUGGUUUUGAUUCCCCCAGCUCGUCUAGCUCAGCUUAUAAAAAGUUUGCCAUAAAGAUCCGAGCUUUACAGCCUUCACAUGAGUGCUAA
Molecule: messenger RNA, 659 nt
Organism: Hevea brasiliensis (rubber tree)
Lineage: Eukaryota; Viridiplantae; Streptophyta; Magnoliopsida; Malpighiales; Euphorbiaceae
Exons: 2
Coding region: 309-659 (116 amino acids)
Source: RefSeq, a predicted model, not a curated record